AUGGAGGCUCUACUCUCCACAGCCUUCGACAACCUCUCUUCCUACGAUGGGCCCAAGGUCCGCAAGGGCUUGCGCCAGGUUGAAGGCCUUCUCGCGCAGAUCUGCCUCUCGACCGACCCGCCGCGGUCAGCAUCGUCGUCGCCCACGAAGAACGGCUCCCCCACCAAGCAGACCGAGGACAACACCAGCAGUGGCAGUGGCAAAGAGAGCGAGGCUCCUCGAAAGGACCUGGCAGAGCUCACGCGGGACCCUGCGUUCCGGGAGUUCUUCAAGCUGCAGGAAGGGUUCGAGUGGAACGUCGCAUCACGACUGAUCAGCACGCUGGAUCGCCUGCUUGCUGGCGGAAGCGACGGCCAGAAUGAUCUUCUCAUCCUGAGCGCGCUGGACCUCAUCCAGGGACUACUUCUGUUGCACCCCCCCAGCAAGACACUGUUCUCGCGCGAGCAGAACAUGAAUCUAUUACUCGAUCUCCUCGAACCGUACAACUGUCCCGCCAUCCAGUCCGCCACGCUCCUGACCCUCGUCACCGCGCUCAUCGACACGCCGCGAAACACCCGUGCGUUUGAAGCGCUGGACGGCCUGCUGACCGUCACCUCGCUCUUCAAGUCGCGCAGCACGGCGCGCGAGGUGAAGCUCAAGCUCGUCGAGUUUCUGUACUUUUACCUCAUGCCCGAGACACCCUCCAUUGCCCGCGCCGGCGCCACACGCGACGUGCUGCAGAGAAGCCCCAGCAAGCUCGCGAGCGCCUUUAACGGAGACUCCCAGAGGAGGGGCAGUCGAUUUGAUACGGACGUCGUCGGCCUUGAGCUGAGCACGGCGGAGAAACAAGAACUACUAGGACGACACCUGAGCAGCGUGGAGGACCUCGUCAAGGACCUGAGGACCUCGGCGCCAUUUGGAGGUGUUGUCUCUUGA
Emericellopsis cladophorae is the source of this 915-nucleotide messenger RNA. RefSeq names its product cell division cdc14. The coding region runs from base 1 to 915 and encodes 304 amino acids. The transcript has 2 exons. The record is from RefSeq and is a predicted model, not a curated record. NCBI's taxonomy places the organism in Eukaryota, Fungi, Ascomycota, Sordariomycetes, Hypocreales, Bionectriaceae.